AUGUCGAAUUCCCAUCUAUUUCUCAAAUCGGGCUUCCCACGAGCUCCACUGCAGAAUGGAAUCGGACGUUACGUGUGCCAGCUUCAAAGAAUAACACUGAAAUACUGCAAAACCAGCGGUUCCAGCAAAGGCAUGCGAGAGUUUCUUGAACACGACCUCGUAGAUUUCAGCCGAGCUAACCCAGGAGUUGUGGUGUACGUUAAGCCGCGCCGGCACCGCACGGCUGUAAUGUCCGCUGAAUUUCUGAACGGCGAGCGUACUUGGAUCAACUGUCGCAACAAUAACCGAGAGGAAAUAUCGAAAUGGAUGCAGGUGCUGAAGCAAUCAAAUGGUCAAUCUGAAGAGAUGCGCUUACGUAAACAUUGGCACACGGACGUCCCGAGCGUGCAAGGUGCUUGGACACCGUUUACACAUCGUCACCCGUCGUCAAAUGUUACAGAAUUUCCAUGCAAACAAUUGUCGGCACUAAAAGCCAACGAACCAACUGCCACGGAAAAACUGUUACAGCUGUACUUGGCACAGAGAAAUACAGCUUCUGAAAACGCACCAACAUCGACAGAAGAAGCAAAAUAGU
Molecule: messenger RNA, 574 nt
Organism: Anopheles nili
Lineage: Eukaryota; Metazoa; Arthropoda; Insecta; Diptera; Culicidae
Gene: mRpL43
Product: 39S ribosomal protein L43, mitochondrial
Exons: 1
Coding region: 1-573 (190 amino acids)
Biological process (GO): mitochondrial translation
Cellular component (GO): mitochondrial large ribosomal subunit
Molecular function (GO): structural constituent of ribosome
Source: RefSeq, a predicted model, not a curated record